CCCCAUGGAAGGAAGCCAAUUGUUUUGAUCUUGUUUUGUCAUCGCGUUUCAUCGUAUUGCGGUGUUCCAGCCAUUCAAUGACAAACUAAUCACAAACGAGAAAUCAACAUGAGUACAAUUUAUAUUCAUGAACCUCCUACGAACGGCAAAGUUCUAAUGAAGACUACCGUGGGCGACAUAGACUUAGAACUAUGGAGCAAAGAAGCACCCAAAGCUUGUCGUAAUUUUAUACAGUUGUGUAUGGAAGGUUAUUACAAUGGGACGUUAUUCCAUCGAGUUAUCAAGGGUUAUAUUGUACAAGGUGGAGAUCCCACAGGGACGGGAGAAGGUGGAGAAUCCAUCUAUGGAAAGCCAUUCAAGGAUGAGUUUCAUCAGAGAUUAAAAUUUAAUCGUCGUGGUUUGGUUGCCAUGGCAAAUGCUGGUCCCCAUGACAAUGGCAGUCAGUUCUUCUUCACCUUGGGCAGAGCUGAUAAUUUGCAGAAUAAACACACAAUUUUUGGAAAGGUUACGGGGACCACUCUGUAUAACAUGCUUAAGUUGGCUGAAGUAGAGACGGAUAAAGAUGACAGACCUGAAGAACCACACAAGAUUAAAAGUGUUCAGAUUUUAAGCAAUCCUUUUGAUGACAUCAUUCCACGAAACCUUCCCAAGAAAGAUGAUAAGAAAGAUGCCAAGAAAUCCGCAGUCAGCAAGUCAAAGGCUACAAAGAAUUUUAGUUUGUUAUCAUUUGGUGAAGAAGCUGAAGAGGACGAAGAAGAAACUAGUGAGCAACUUAGGAAGGAAUCACGUCAACUGAAAAAGGAGAUGUUAGAAUCUAAAAAAAAGAAGGAACAAAAAGAGGAGAAGCCUGAGGUUGAAGAAGAAGACCAAUCUAUUGAAGAUGAAAACAAAGUUUUGGAUGACUUCCACAAAGAACGAAAAAAGUAUGUGGAAAUGAAAAAAAAACAAUCAAAGGGGAGCAGUCGAGAAGAAGCGACUCUUGCACUGUUGUCAAAGUUCCAAAGUCGACUACACACAGCUAGGAUCUCUAUAGAUGAGGAAAAUGAUGAGAAGCCAGAAAAGACGGAGAACGUUAAAGAAGUUGCAGAAGAUGAGGAGGAGAAGGAUGAUGAAAAUGACAUACCUGUGGAAUCAUGGAUAAAACACCGUCUAAAGUUCGAGAACCAUGCUGGCAAAGUGAAAGAUGCUAAUAUUCAAGAUGAAGAUACUUUUGCUAUUCAUGAUCCCAGAAAUCCUAUCAAUAAGAGGAGGCGAGAAGAUAGUAAAAAGAAGAGAAAGGAAAAAUCACGGAGAUGA
Molecule: messenger RNA, 1296 nt
Organism: Saccoglossus kowalevskii
Lineage: Eukaryota; Metazoa; Hemichordata; Enteropneusta; Harrimaniidae
Product: spliceosome-associated protein CWC27 homolog
Biological process (GO): protein peptidyl-prolyl isomerization
Cellular component (GO): catalytic step 2 spliceosome
Molecular function (GO): peptidyl-prolyl cis-trans isomerase activity
Source: RefSeq, a predicted model, not a curated record